This is a messenger RNA of Oncorhynchus masou masou (cherry salmon), 603 nucleotides long. Its product is annotated as aerolysin-like protein. Bases 1 to 603 code for a protein of 200 amino acids. The record is from RefSeq and is a predicted model, not a curated record. NCBI's taxonomy places the organism in Eukaryota, Metazoa, Chordata, Actinopteri, Salmoniformes, Salmonidae. The transcript is spliced from 3 exons.
AUGGUGUUGAUCAGGAAGAAACAGCAGGAGGUAGAGUGGGAGGUGCUGGGAGUAGGAGAGGGACUCCAUGGUGACUCUGAGGAGGGUGUGACAGAUUCCGUGCUGACCGACAUGGAGUAUCCCACCCUGUCCCUCUUCAAACCCCUGCUGUGUGUGACUCCAGAAUAUGUGAAAUCUGUGUCUCACCAGAACGACACCUCCUUGGUUCUAGAAAAGUCAAUUUCAUACAGCAAGACGCUGACCAAGACUUCCUCCUGUUCCGUCAGCAACAAAAUAGAAUUCACCUUGAAUGUGUCGGUCAAAGCAGGGAUCCCGGAUCUGGUCGAGGUGGCAUCAGGGUUCAGCUUGACCGUGGGAGUGGAGCAAUCCACCAGCCUGCAGAAGACAGAGACCAUAACAGAAUCAGGUACCAUCAACGUGAAGAUCCCUCCAGGGAAGACCAUGGAUGUUGAGAUCACAAUGGGGAGAGCAAAUAUCGACCUCGACUACGAGGCCAUAGUGAAAGUCACCUGCAUGAAUGGCAGUCAGCUGGUCUUCCCAUCUAAAGGCAUCUACACUGGUGUGGCUUACUCUUCAUUGACCUUAUCCACAAAGGAGAGAUGA